Molecule: messenger RNA, 1653 nt
Organism: Paramuricea clavata
Lineage: Eukaryota; Metazoa; Cnidaria; Anthozoa; Malacalcyonacea; Plexauridae
Source: the annotation of a GenBank genome assembly
AUGACGAAGGCUGUCGAAAAUGUUCUCAUACAAUUUAAGGAAAGAUUUGGUAGGUAUCUUAAAACGGCACAGUUCGACGAUAGAAAGGAAUUCUACAAUGUAGGAGUAAAGACGUUGCUAAAAGAUCACGAUGUUCACUACUUUUCCACAAGAACCUUCCGGAAAGCCGCACUUGUCGAGAGAUUCAAUAGGACCCUGAAAACAAGGAUGUGGAAAUACUUUACGGAAAACAGGACAAAAGUUUGGGUAGACAUCUUACCCGCUCUCGCUAGAUCCUAUAAUAAUUCCACACGCAGGACAAUAGGAAUGAAACCAGCGGAUGUGAAUGAGGAAAAUAAAGAUGAAGUUUGGACAAGAAUCUACGGAUAUCCACUAAGCAGUUUUCCGGAUCCCAAAUUUAAAGUCGGGGAUCACGUUAGGGUGGAAAUAAAGCACAAGACCUUCGAAAAGGGAUACGAACCAAAUUUUGACAACGAAGUAUACGUCGUUACAGCGGUGUUCCGGGGAGACCCCAAUAUGUACAGUCUUAAGGAUCCGGAGGAUGGUGAGGAUAUUUUGGGGAGGUAUUAUGAACAGGAAUUAUCUUUAGACUUAAAUAAAAAUGGAGGAUAACACAGAGCUGGACAACCUUAACCUGCCGGAAGGAGCCGAAGGGGGUGAGGACGAUACAGUUAUUGAUGAUACACCUAUUGACGAGGAUGACUUUCUAUCAGGACUAACCGACGAUCAAAGACUAGACGAUGCAAAGACCUCCAGUUUCCGUGAAGAGAAUAGGGAUGACUCCUACAGGAAUAAGAAAAAGCAGUUAGACGAACUAAGCACAUACGGAAAAUUUGAUGACAUAAAGGUAGAAUAUAUGUUAGGAGGCUCUUUCAAACCGAGUACCGAAUAGACCCAACCGACGGACAAAACUCUAAAGAACUUGUCUCCCGUCUGGACCUCACUAAGAAUAAGCUAACAUUUAGCGGAAAUGAUGUUGCAUACAUCGAUACGCGUGGUGCAUACAAUUUGUCUAAGGAUAAAAAAUCCGCCGGAUCUGUAAAGGCAUUUUUAAGGCUGUACGCAGAAACACUCAAAGAACACAGGAGUAAAGCCAAAAGUGUAGUCGAAGAGGAGACCGGAAGAGAAACAUCAAGGGCAAACGUAGAAGAAAUUUUUGAGGAUGCAGAGGAGGAAUUCCGCCAGGAAGUCACCGACACAGGCGACAACCUCGUGGAACACGCAAGAGAGUUAGAGGAAAGGGGAAAAAUAACCAUACAGGAGAGGAGGGAAUUCGCGGGAGUAACCGCCCCCAAAGGACCCCCCGAAGUCAGGAUUGAAGCCUUAAGGGAACAGAAGAAAGUAUUUGAAACCAAUAUAGAACUCGAAACAGAUCCUGAAAGACAACAAAUUAUGCAAGAGGGUAGGGAUGUUGCCGAACAGUGUAUCAACGACGGUAGGCUAGAGAUGGGUCAGCAACCCCAAACGGAGGAGGGAAAACGCAGGUAUAGGGAAAUAGUAAGAGAAAAUAUCAGGACAAAAUUCGAAAGAUUCCGCAAAUGGGCAAAGGAAAACCUAGCCACACUAGCCGCUAUUGUUAUUUCCAUCGCCGGAAUCAUAACUACAGUCGUGGUAGCUGGGAAGAAACCAUCGUGGGAGCCUCCAAAGGAUUAG